Molecule: messenger RNA, 303 nt
Organism: Staurois parvus
Lineage: Eukaryota; Metazoa; Chordata; Amphibia; Anura; Ranidae
Source: the annotation of a GenBank genome assembly
AACCAGUACCAUCCUGCCAGUAUCCAAACCGCCUGAUGUCUGUACCCAGCCUGAUGAACUGAUCCAGCCUGAUGAUCCUAUCACGCCUGAUGACCCAGUGCCCGCUGUCAUGCCUGGUGACCCGAUGCCUGCUGUCGAACCAGACGAUCCAGCGCCAGAUGACCCGGUGCCUGCUGUCGAGCCAGACGAUCCGGUACCUGAUGACCCGGUGCCCGCUGUCAUGCCAAUUGACUCAGAGCCCACUGUCAUGCCUGAUGACGCGGUGCCCGCUGUCGAGCCAAAUGACCUGAUGCCUGGUGACCC